Molecule: messenger RNA, 2052 nt
Organism: Priapulus caudatus
Lineage: Eukaryota; Metazoa; Priapulida; Priapulimorpha; Priapulimorphida; Priapulidae
Product: metabotropic glutamate receptor 5-like
Exons: 8
Coding region: 1-2052 (683 amino acids)
Biological process (GO): G protein-coupled receptor signaling pathway
Molecular function (GO): adenylate cyclase inhibiting G protein-coupled glutamate receptor activity
Source: RefSeq, a predicted model, not a curated record
AUGACUGUGACCGUGAGUGUGAACGUGACCAUAACUGUGACCGUGAGUGUGGACGUGACCAUGACUGUGACCGUGAGCGUGGACGUGACCAUGACUGUGACCGUGAGCGUGGACGUGACCAUGACUGUGACCGUGAGUGUGAACGUGAGUAUGACUGUUACCGAGAGUGUGAACGUGACUAUGACUGUAACCAGUCGGCACGCACCAUGCGCCACGCUGUUUAAGGUGAAUAGCGCGAGAGACCUUCUACCGAUCGGCAUACCGGAGUACGUGUAUGAAGAAGAAGGUGACGUCACGCUCGGCUGCAUGAUCCCGCUGCAUCGCUUCUCAUCUACGAGUCUCUGCGAUGAGGAUUUGAACGCCGUGCCGCCGUGGACGCCGGCAUUCUACACGUUUAAACACGCUGUCGAUUUAAUUAACAGCAACAGCACUCUGCUCCCUGCAUACUUACCUGAUGUUGUUGGAAUAGUCGGCGAUGGACGUAGUCAUGGCUGCAUUCAAAUGGCUCCUCUCUUGAUGCUCUAUGAAGUUCCUCAAAUCAGCUACUGGGCCACCAAUGACAUACUCAGUGACCGGGCUAGAUACAGCUUUUUCUACCGCACCGUGUUACCGGACAAUGAUCGCAUUCGCACAAUGAUGGAUGUUGUGUCACAUUUCGGCUGGACCUACAUAUCAUUGCUCUAUCAGGACGAUCCACACGGACAUAAUGCGCUCAAGGGCAUCAAGCGGCUGGCAGCGGAGAGAGACAUUUGCCUUGCCGUAACGAGAAUGGUUGAGUGGUCAAUGGACAACGAAGAAGACUACAUUUGGCUCGCACAAGAAUUAAUCGAUAACUGGAAUGCUAGAGUGGUCCUUACGUAUCUAUUCGAACCGUUUCCACAUGGAAUUAUCCGUGCUUUGCAAACACUUGGAGCAGAAAAUCACUUCAUAUUCUUUGCAUCUGACACCUGGGCUCAAACAACCGAUGAAUUCAAAGAAAUUAGGACCGUUGCUCAGGGCGUAUUCGGUUUUGACACUUAUGCGAAUCAAUUGGCUGACUUCAGAGACUACUUUAGAACAUUAAGUUUAGAAACAGAGAAACACAACCCGUGGUUUGUGCAGUAUUUAGAGUCAUAUCAAAACUGUAGCAUAGAUGCGUCAUCUGAUAGACCUUGCAGCAGCACGGACCUCUUUAAGAUGUACCCAGAACUGCCCAACGUUGCCUAUUUUAUUAUUGACCCCGUGUUCGUAUUUGCACAAGCAAUUCAUAAUAUUAGAGAGACGCAAUGUCCUGGUGCAAUUGGAUUUGCUUUGAGGCAGUGCAUCACCGGACCAUUAAUAUCACAACAGCUUAAUUAUGGACAGUUCAAUAGUCCAGCUGGAAAUUCGAUCAUUUUCGACGCCGUCGGUAACGUAAAGGGUAAAAUAUCAAUACGCAAAUUUACAAAAACCUUCAAAAUAAACAAUGCCAAUAUCUCCGGCACUAAUAAUUCAGCCAGCGAUUACGAGAUGGUAGGAGUAGGAUACUGGGACGUCCUCACCAAGUCCUUGAACAUGAAUGAUGACAACAUACAUUGGCCAAAAGACCACACGGAAGAAGGCCCACCUGAGUCUAUUUGCAGCAAGCCAUGUCCAGAACGCUUCUACAAAAUACAGCUGGAGCUGCCGUGCUGCUGGGAAUGCCGCAGCUGUCGAAUCAAUGAGUAUUUGUUAGAGAAUCGAACGGACUGCUUGCGGUGCCCGCUGUACUCGUGGCCUGACGAGCUGCACGGCACGACUUGUGCACUUAUACCUGUGACCUACAUCCAAUGGGGAGAUGCUCUGGCCGUGCUAUUAACUACCAUCGCCGUCGUUGGCUUCAUUGGCACCACCGUAAUAGGUGUUCUUUUCAUCAAAGUGGCAUUCAGUGUGGCGUGGGCUGUCAUCCACCCACCGGGAGCCGAACUACAGAUGCGGAUACCCACUGAGAAGCUGGUCGAACUGUCAUGCAAAACACAGACGGAGGGAUUUCUCACAUCGCUGUCAUUUAACGUCUUACUCACGGUUUUCUGCAGAGGUUAUAAGCAGUUUUAG